CUGGCUUCACUGUCAAUUCGAGAGCUGCGAAGUGUACGCUCGCGUCAUUACGUAGUGUGUUUACAGUGCAGUGCGUUUUGUGAAGAGAUUUCGUAUGCUGUGAAGUGAAAGAUAGUGUUGGUUAAAAACAAAUAAGUGGAAUUUGUGUCAUCGAUACAAUGUUCUUAGUGUAUUAAAAGUGUUUUUAUCAAAAUGUGUGACGCACCGUGGUGUGCAAAAUUGAUUUUUGCCACGUAGUGACGCGAACGGGUAAUGAUUCCUAAUGUGGAGUUCGAAGCAAGAUGGUUAGAGAGACUCGGCACCUGUGGGUUGGAAAUUUACCCGAUAACAUACGAGAAGAUCGAAUAAGAGAGCAUUUUAAACGCUAUGGCCGAGUCCAGAAUGUCAAGUUAUUGGGUCGAAUGGAGAGCGCAAGUGCAAACACGAGCGGGGGCGCCAACAGCGGCGUCUGUGCCACUGUUGCCUUUAUGGACAUCAAGUCCGCGUCGAAGGCUCACAACGUGGAGCACGUGCUCGACGAGCGAACCCUCACCACGGAGUAUUACGAGCCGGCCGCGAUACCAUCGUCCGCGGGCGCCCCCUCCGCCGGCUCCUCGCCUGCCGGUUCCGGCUACUCAGGUUCUUCAUCCUCCGUGAAUUCUGCACCCGCUCCUGUCUCCACCUCGCGCUACCACCUAUCCGGCGAGGAGAGCGCCGGGAACGCUUGUGCGAUGGCGGCAUCGGCGGCGGCGUCGGCGGCAGCGUCGGCGGCGGCGCCGGCCACGUGGCGCGGCACCAACGACAGCGCCACCGACUACUGCCGCCGCGGCAACACGCCCGCCGCGUACGGCCGAUACCAGAGGAACAACUCCACGGCGCCGUACGCUACCCCGCCAUCUAAUACUGAACGGACGGCGGGUCACGCGCGAUGGUACCCGGGCGGGGCGGGGUCGGGGGGCGCGGCGGGCGGCGAGAGCGCGCCGAGCACGCCGGGCGGCGGCGGCGGCAGCGGCGGCGGCGGCGAGCGGCGGCGGCGCGCGUCCGGCUCGGGCUCCAGCCGGUCGCGCUCCGACUCCAGCAGCCCGGAGCCCAGCGACACGUCGCGCGCCUCCACGCCGCACGCGCCGCCGCCGCCGCACAACCGACCCACGCCACCCUCACAUCCCCAUCAGUGGCCAUCCACUGCCAACGGUCGACCCUUAGCAAUCUGCGUUAGAAACCUGCCUACCCGAUCAACCGAUAGCUCCUUGAAAGACGGAUUAUACCACGAGUACAAGAAACACGGGAAAGUGGUGUGGGUGAAAGUGGUCGGUCAAAAUGCAGAUAGAUAUGCGGUGGUCCGAUUCAAAAAACCGUCCGAUGUAGACAAGGCACUUGAAGUAUCUCAAGAUAAACUUUUUUUUGGUUGCAAGAUCUCAGUGGCACCUCACCAAAGUUGCGACGAUGACGCGGAGUCUGCGAAACCUUAUGAGACUGAUAUCGACGAGUACCACCCCAAGGCUACUAGAACGUUAUUCAUCGGAAACUUGGAGAAGGACGUUACGCAGCAACAGUUGAGGGAGAAGUUCAAGCACUUCGGGCGAAUAAUAGAGAUCGACAUAAAGAAGGGCAGCGGCGGCGGGGCGGGGUACGCGUUCUGUCAGUACGCGUCGAUCUCGAGCGUCGUGGAGGCGAUACGCGCGAUGGACGGCGAGUACGUCGGCAGCUCGCGGGUGAAACUCGGCUUCGGGAAGCCCGUCGCCACCACGUGCGUCUGGGUCGAUGGACUCACGGAGCAUACGGAGAAGCAGGUCCUGGGCGCGGUGUCGCGGUGCGGCUCCGCGACGUCCGUGUGCGUGGACCGUGCGGCGGGCGCGGCGCUGGUGCACUUCGAGCAGGCGGCGGCGGCGGGCGGCGCGGUGCGGGAGCUGCGUCGCGUGGCCGCCAUGCUGUCCGCCGCCGAGCCCGAUCACCCGCGAUUGUGCGUCGACUACGCCUCCCGCGAGUGCCAGGAAGCCUUUUACGAACAAUUGGAGAAACAUGGGGGAUCGUCCGCGCUGGCGGGCGGCGAACGAAUGGCGAGCGAGCUAUCGGGACGUUAUUUACCUACGCCUAGGCAUGAUACGCUGAGGUACGACGCGACCGGGCCGAGGUCCCGAGCGUCGAGUUUCGGCCGCUCGACGUCGCGGACGCCGCGCUACUCGCACGACGUCUACGACCCGGCCGAAUACGCCGCCGACAGGAGAUACAGGGUAUACGACGAGUUAGGAUCGAGUCCCCAAACCGACGAUGCUAAUUAUGAAGAUAGGCUUCAGUCGGUUGUCGUCUCACCUCAUCGAGCACACAAACAUCGACGGGAUUCCAGUCCUGAGGAACGUAAAUUGUCAAAAGAAAGACAUCGGAGUGCCGGCGCGGGUUCGCGGCGGUCUCGAUCGGGGUCUCGAGGCGAGAAGCACGUGUCGAGGCGGCGGCACCGGCGGCGUCGGGACGGGUCGGAAUCGCGCGGCUCCCGUGCGUCUCGCGCCGGCACGCCGCUGCGGGACGAAGUCGACGUCGCUGGUGCGCCGCCGACGGAACCUCGUCGUCCGCCCCGGGAACGCCCGCCGCUACCGAUGAGUUUGCCGCUACCCAAAUUCGCCGUGCAACUCUUACGUGCCGCACCGUCCGUUCCUCGGGUCGUCCCUCCGCCCGCUCCCGCGUCGCCGCCCCGGCCGCCUUCGGCGUCCUCGUCGAGCGGCGGGUCGGCGCCGCACUCGCCGUCUCUCGAGGAAAGAAUUAGAUCGUUGGACGAAAAAUAUGAGCGUUGGACUGGCUCCCGGGCUCAUAUGGACGCCCCGGAUCGCGCUCGUCUUCGCCACCGGCUUCUCGAAUUAGAUAUCAACGAGGUCAAGCCGUCAGAAGUGGUGCGGUCGCUUCUAGCGAAACGGUCAGUUUUCGACGAAGACUCGGAACGAUUGGAGGUGGCCACGAGAGCUCCCAGCCCGAGUGGAAGUCCGCGCUCCCUCGCCUCGGUUGUGCCGCGGACGUUGCGAUAUCCGUUUCCAUCACAUACUACUCAAGUGCCUCAAACAGUGCAUACUCCGCCGUUACCGGACUCCGAUGAACCAGAAAGAACGAUAGAUCCUAGAUUAAAUCGACCUUCCCCCAUAGAAAAGACGAAAUCUCUAGAUUCAGAUAAUACCUAUGAAUCGAGGCUUAGAUUAAGAACGCCUUCGACCGAUAAAACUUUCCAUGAGUCGGUCGAAAGAAAAACAUCGCCCACUGAAAAAGAUCGUCUAGAACUAGUGAAAGAAGAAAGAAAAAGGAGAAACUCUAUUCUCAUGCUUAGUGAUGAAUUUAAAACUAAUUUACCUGUUGAAAAACUACAACAAGAAAAAUCUUUAUCUGAUAAACAGUUUGAAAAUAGCGUUCUUAUGGAAUUGCAAGAUAAAUGUUAUUCAAGUGAUAGUUUCUCAUGUUUGGAAGAAAAAACUUCUGCAGAAAAAGGUGACAAUCGGACUGAGAAAAUAACUGUAACGAACCCAAAUAAUUAUGUUGUCAAUAGUCUUGAAACGUUUGUAAGCUCCAAAGAAGAAAAGGCAAAAAAUCAAGAUGUUAAAAUGCAACUAGUUAAAGAAGAUGCAUCAACCAGUAUAAAAAUAGACAAGUUGUUAAUAAAAAACGAUUUAAAAGUUAAUGAUAAAUCAGAAACAAAACUCGACGAUAUGAAACCAAAAUUAGACACUGAACCUAAGUCUAAUGAAAUAAUAUCUUGGAAGCGAAAAGAAAGUGACCGGAAGGAGAAAAAUUCAAUCUCUAAUUUUCAUAAGGACUCUCACCCCUCUAAUUUAUUUAACCCCCACAAUUCUAUUGAGUUGAGUAAAUGCACAACAGAUUCCAAAGCAAUCGAUAGUAUCAAUAAAGACAAAUGUGAAUUAAAUAAGACACCUAAUUUAAAUGUUGAAGGUAACGAGUCACAUACGUUUGAAGUCAACAAGUCUCUCGAUAAAGUAAAACAGAGCAAUGUAUUUUUUCCCUUUGAAAAAAGAUUAUCUGAAAUUGAUAAGACUGUAGAUGAAAUCCUUAAAGCGGACAGAGAAAGACAUAAAUCGUCGAAAGAUAAACCUGAAAGGGAAAAUGACAAGGAAAAAGGACGAAAUAAAACUAUAAAAGUUGAAAAGAACGAAAAAGAUAAAAAGGUUAAAGAUGAACCAGUGAGCCAUAGAAAUAAUGGAGACAAAAUUGGAAAAAUUAAAUCUGAGAAAUUAGACAAAGACGAUGAUAAACUUCCUGAUAAAGAAAAGGAAUUUAGACAUGAAGAGAAAUCAGCACGUCAUGAAAAUCAUAAAAAAGAUAAAUCCGAAAAAGAAAAAAGAAAGGAAGGAGUUUUUGAUUUGGAUAUUUCUCAAAGUAAAAUAAAAAAAGAAGAUCGUUUUAAACACGACAGGGCUAAAAGAGAAAGUAGUGAUUCUAAACGAGAUAGUAAAAAGGAUAUCGAAACUAAAAGUCGUAAAUCUUCACGUGACGAAUCGUCAAGGGAUAUUGGCCGUAAAGAUUCAACAGAUUCAUCGGCUUCCAGAGCAUCACACGAUUCCACAAGAACUAAAGAAUGUGAGAGUGAUGGUAAAGAAGACACUAAAACUAAAGUAAAACUAGAGAUUGUAAAAUUAGAAAACGAAAAGAAUUUUAAAUUAUUUGAAACUAAAAUUGAAAAUAAAGUAAAAGUAAAAAACGAAAUAAAAGAAGAGAAAGAGGGAAGAGACCACGGUUCAAAAACAAAAACAGACAAUAGUCACGAACUUAAUAAAAGCAGAGACACUGAUAAACAGCGACAUUACUCUCUAGAUUCCCCAAGUACUGAAUCUAAAAGAAAGGAAAGACUCAAUUCGUGCUCUAGUUUACCAGUGAGCAUUGGGAAUAAACGAAGGAUGUCAUCACAUGAAAGUAUUGAUUAUAAUAUUGGUGACGAGAGUAAGAAAUGUCGUAGUGAUGUGAAACACGAGAGAAGAGACAGUAAGGAUUCCAGAAAUUCUGAAAGACCUAAGUCAACCAAAUUUAAUAAAGGCCAUUUUGCAAAAAUAAUUGAAAGCAAAACGAAAGAUGACAAAAAGAAUCAAGUUAAACCACCCGAUGAGGUUUUUAGUGAAAUUAAAGACGUCGAUGAAAAAGACGGUUUACUGGACAAAAAUAAGACAAAGAGGAAUCAUCAGGAAGAUAAUAUGAAAGAUGCAGUUAUGGAGGGUAAAAAUACAAUAUCGGAUACUUUACAAAACAAUUUUGAUUUCCUUGCUACAUUAGAGUUGAGAUCAAGUGAGGAAGACGAAAGACAAAAAGCGCUAAGAAAGGAAAUGAAAGAGAAAAAGCGCAUUCAACAACUGCAACAGAUUCAAGAGCUUCAGCAACAGGCAGAUGCCUUACAACAGGCAGAACAGAUGAAUAAAAUGAAAGAUGAUAAAAAAUAUAAAACCGACGACAAGAAAAAAGAGGCUAUGCGUGAAAAACGAAUGUCAACUGAACGUAAAAGUAAAGAUGAAAAGAACGAUAGCAUCAGACGGAAAAGUCGUAAAGCAACUAACAGCACUGAUACUUCAGAUUCUGAUGAACCCAAAAAGCAUUCAAUAUUUGAUAUCAUUGAUGAUGAACCAACUUACACCAUGUACGAUAAAGUAAAAGCACGUUCUUGUAAAAACAUGCAGAAACAAGAAGAAGAAAAGCGCCAGGAAAAAAUAAAGGCUAAGUUUAGUCAGUUAAAGCAAAGUAGAGCAAAAAGAGAAGAAAAGAAAAGAUCCAGCUGGGAUGAAGAUAGUGAUUCCGAUCACGAUAGAUCUAAAACACAUAAAUUGUCCAUGGAUAGUUCAUCUGAAGAUGAAGGUUCUAUAACACAAAACAAGAAACGCGAAAAACGUUUAAGUUCAAGUUUUGAUUAUGAUCAUAGCAGAGAUAAUGACUUUUUCAAUAGUACAAGCAAUGAUGAAGAUAUUCGAAAUAAGCUUACACGCAAAAAUUCGCGAACAAGAAUUAUAUCUGACACAUCUGACGAUGAUAUGUCCACGGGUAAAACUAAUGGUCCUGAUUACAUUAAUAAUAUUAACAAAGAUGCUUCCAACUUACUUAAAUUUAAUGAUUCGGAUAUAUUAUUAAAAAAUUCUUGUGAAGAUAAGAUUAAGAAGACUUCGUUGUUAAAUUUGUUUGGUAAAAGUGACAGCGAAGACAACCGACAAAAAUUAAGCUUAGAUAUUCAUAGUGACUUUCGUAUAUCUUACAAUAAAUCGUUUACUAAUGAUUUUUCGUCAGAGAGUGAGUCAAAUCCCUUGAAUCGUAUUCAUUCAGAGAUGCGAAGAAAACAUAAAAAGAAGCAAAGAAAAUAUAAAUUUUUACUGUCAGACGAUGAUGCCAAACACGAAACUAAUAAUAUUGACUGUAACAAAGAAAUUGAAUUUGACAUAGAAAGUAAAUAUAAAAAUUCGGAUAAAACUCGCAGACAUAGUAGUAAAAAAGAAAAGCGUAAAGAAAAGAUCCGUGAUAGCUUUGACAAUGAAAGAGAAGAGCAACGUGACCAAAAUAAUAAAAUUCAGGACAAAAAACGAUCGCCUAAUCAACCUUCUGACUCACUAGCAGAAAUAACACCAAAUUCUAUUAAAAAAGAAGGGCGAAUGGAAGAUAUUUUUGGCCCGCUAUCAGAUGAAUCUGACAGAGAUUCAAACAUGAUUCAUGUAAAUAAAACUGAAAAUAAUUUAUCUGAAUUUGAAGCAAAAGUAACUCCUAAUAGCGACAAAGUUGGUUUCCUUGAUUGCGAUGAAAAUAGGCAUCACAAAGAUGAAAGCAAUAGGCGAAAGAAAGAGAAAAAACGAAAAGAGAAGAAACAUUUUGCAACCAAAGAAGAUGAAAAUAGUCUUGAUGUAGAUGCCGUAAGCAAGGCUAUAGAAGCACGUUUGUUUGCUGAUACGUCGAAUACUGACGAUAAUCGUAUAAAGUUCGAAGCUAUAGCUGAUAAUUUACCAAAACAGGAUCAAAACGAGUUUCAAAACAAUAUUAAAGUCGGCUCUGACCUUGAUAUGCUAAGCCACAAACACGCUGAAAGAUUGAAAAAGGACUCGAGAGAUCGUAAAAAGAAAAAGAAACGUAGUCGCGAAGACAAGCGUAGUAGGAAAAACCAUCAUCAUUUUUACCAUCAUGAAAAGACUGACAAAGUAGAUGACAUCGAAAAUGUUGAGUUAUCACCAAAGCGACUCUUGGACAUUCCUCUUCCCACAGACGUUCAAAAACAUGACAAUCUUGAAAAAUCCGAUGACAGUAAAUCCCUUUCUGAAUCGCCUAGUUUGCCAAGAAUAACAGAUAGUCCAACCUUUGCUACACAGUUAGAUGAUACUUCUGAAUCUAAAACAAAUGAUGAUAUGACACCUAAACGACUAGUCGUGGAUGACAGGAUUGAAGUCGAUUAUAACGUUAAUGAAACAAUCGAAGUAGAUGAGAUUCCAAUGCCACCGCCAAUCGAAAAUAUUGUACAAGAUAUUAGUGAAGUGCCUUUGCCAAAAGAUCCGCCUAUUAAUGCCGAAAGUUGUCAAUCCACUAUAACUAAUAUAACAGCAGAUUAUGACAUGAAUAAAUCAGAAGUUGAUUCGAAUGAAGACGCUGUUCGAAGCAUAUGCAAUUUAGAUGAGGAUCCAGAAAAACAAAAAGCAAGCAGUGAGUCUCCCUUAACAAAACAAGAUAAAAAAGUUGAAGAAAAACCUAGGGCAGUUAUAUCACAAGAAGAAACUGAAGAUGCUGUUGCUGCCUUACUAGGUGAAAGUUUUGGUGGUAACGACAAUACUUUUACAAAUUAUGAAAAGGUAGAAGUUGAUACAAUUCAUCAGGCUGAAAUUGAAUGCACUGUUGUAGAAAAUGAAAUAAUACCUGAGGAAGACGCAGAAGAAAUGAGACAAGCAGUCCAGAAUUUAAAUGCUUGCGAAAUGGAGAUGAAACCAGAUACCCCAGUCUCUGAUAAUGACCUUUUAUUAAUAGACACAGAUACUGAGGAAAAUGAAGAAAACACACAGGAUGCGAUCGAAAGGCUACCUGUAAAUAUUAUAGCAACAAAUCAAUCUCUCAAUAAUAACACAAAAACAAGUAUAGCGCUACCCUCUGAAAGUACCAAUGUUGUUGUAGCUAAACCUCAAAUUUCAGAAAAAUCAAUUCUCCCUGUGGAAACAAACGUUGAAACUAAAAAUGAUAAAGAUACUAGUUUAAAGACCCAAGUUGUCAAAAAGGACGCAGCAGAUCAAGCCACUUCUACAGCUACACCUGUCAUAACAUCGUGGACCUUAUCAAACAAGAAAUUAAUGGAACCGCGAGUAAUUAAUAUUUCAACUCCCCAUGUUCCAAGCGCAGAUGGUGAAAGUAAAACUACACAUAUAACAGCAAAUAUUGUGCAAAUCAAGUCACCACAAAAUCAAACCGUGAAAAUAAACAACACUAUUAGACCAACAUUAAAUCAAAGUAUUAAAUCUGCGCCCUAUCAAGUUAUAAAUCAAGUAAUAAGACCUCAAGUAUCUACUAUGCAGCCUCCAACAAUUAAAAUUCCGGAAUCCCAUGUGAUAUACCAAAAACCUCAAACAAUCGUCAUUUCACCGAGAUUGGCUGGCAAUGAUACUAGACUGCAAAGUCCAAAGUUAAGCCCCCAAGCUGAUGGAAUGACUUCACCGCGUCUAACAAAUAUGGCUAUAAUAAAUACAAGCUCACCACAGAAUAUAAACUCUGUUGGGUUGUCAUCACCUCCAGCGGUACAGCAGAGAUCUCCAGGACAAGUUACUGUGGUCCGGAUGCAACAACCCCCGCUUAGCCCGAUUCAUACAAUGCAUUUACCACCAGGAGCGAGAGCAAUGGUAUCACCAAAUAGGCCGAACUCAGUACUGGUUCAAACUCAGGGUGCUCCAAUACAUUUGAACCGAUUACCAGUUACUCCAGUACUUGCUCCGAUUACAAAACAUAUUAUGGGAAAUAACAAUCUCAUACAAACAGUUCCAAAAAGUAGCGUUAAUACUUCUCCCAUCAUACAUCAACAGAAAGUAAUAACCGGAGAGUGUAGAAAACCGGAUGGAAUGGCUGACAAUACAAAAAUAAUUCUGUCUCCUACGAGGCCACAACAUAACACAAUUACAAAUCCUACGAUUUUGGCCCAAAAUCGACUUAUUUCCAUGCAAAAUGCAUUGAAUGUUGGAAAUCUUAAUUCUACUUUGCAUUUAACGAAUAAAGUUUUAGUCAAUAGCAAGAACCUUUUGGCUGAAAAGAGAGAAAACCAAUUUUAUAAAUCUGAACAUAACAAUCUUCCUUCAUUUAUUCCUAAUUCCAUUUUGCAAGUGGCUACUGUAAGUCAUUCGAAUACGUCUAUAAUUCAAGGUGGAACUAAACCUGUUAUGUGUAAUACCCAGGAUUCAGGACAACUUAGUAGAGGACAGGUGUCUAAUGUAAUUCAUUCUAUUAAUUCUCAACGACUUGUUACUUCUAGCCCUAUAAGUAACGUUUUACAACUCGAAACAAAUAAAGGCCCAUCUGUAUUAUCAAUAGCUCCUGUCAGAGCAACAUCAAUUCUUUCAAAAUCAGAAAGUAGCACACCAGUUAUAACGACAUCCAGCCUAACUAAUGUUGUGAUGACACCUUUGCUACUAAAAACGAAUACUAGUCCUAAAGCAACGAUAAGACUACAUCCGAGAAGUGAAGGAGAAAUGAUUGAAAACAAAGUUUCAGUACCGCUGCACUGCAGUCAGAAUGAUUCUGCAAUUCGUCUUGAACCAAAAAAUAUUUUAAGAAAUAUAGAAAUUAAGAAUCCGAUUCCAAAAUCACCUGAACAUAUUAUAACUCCGACGAAGUGUGAGACUGAUUUUGAGGAGCUUUUGAAAGACAAUACAAAUGAAAUUAAAGUAAUAAGUGAUCCUAAUAAAAAACUUGAAGUAAAUGUUGGCAAGAGCGUAACAACUGUCACACAAAACGUAUCUAAGAAAUUAGAUGAUAAAAAUAUUGAAGAAAAAGAGUUAGUUCCACCACAAGAAACCAAUGAAAAAUUGUCAGUGAUUAAAAGCGACAACUUACAAAGCGAAUUAAAAAUGUCAAAUGAUACAGAAAUGCAUAAUACCGCAAAGGAAAUGAAAUCUGAAGACAAGCUAGAAGAAGAUAAAAACGAAAUAGCCGGCCCUUCUGUAAAUGAUUCAAUUACUGUAAAUCCAAAUGUCAUAAAGAAAGAAGAUAACAAUGAACUGAAAAAUCACAUAAAUGAAAGUUCGGAUAAAGAAACGGAAGGCAAAAAAGGCGACAAUUAUUUUUGGUCAGCAAAUGAUGUAAAUAUUGAGACUGUUAUUAAAAAAGUCGAUUCGCUUUGUAAUGAUACACAAGAAGACAAAAAACCAGACACAAAUAUUUCAAGUGAACAUCCAAAAAAUUCCGAAACUACGAACGAUGAUAUGAAGGUUGGUGCAUUAGAGCAAAAAAUUGCAGAAGAAAUUAAAGAAAUAAACGAAAGUAAAGAAGAAAUAGAGGCAACAAAAAAAGAACCUCUACACAAUGAACACAAUUUUGAUGACCCGACAAAUGAAAAGGCUAUAACAACGAGCAAAAGGGGAGGAAGAAGCAGUCGUGGUGGCAAGAGAACAGAAAAAAAUCAAGACAGAGUACAGGCACGAAAAAUAACGAAACCAGCUCGCGGUACCAAUUCUAGUAAACGUGGAAGAGGAAGAUGUAAAGCUGAUAAGAAAACAAAAAGUCUUGUAAAUAGUGGCCCCAACAAUAUUCCUGGUGAUGUGUAUGAUUUUCAUGAAGAUUCUGGUGACGAAACAUCCACAUCUCCCAACAAGAACGAGACGAGACCACGUCUAAUUUUAACGAUAAAAAGUCCACUUUCUGGUAAUUCAGGUGCAACACCUACAUCAACAUUGAGUAUAACCCCAAAAGAUCAGAAUAUAAAGGUAGAUAAACCUAAGGAGGAAAAGUCUGAAACGUUCGCUUCACCCUCUACUAAUACCAGAAAAUCCAGACGUCUGCAAGAAAAAGACAUCCAAAGAACAACCGUUGAUGACGUUAUAGAUGACGUUGUUAAAAACUCUACAAUGAUGUGCAAAAGUAACAAAGAACUUAAUAAGAAAAGACCUACCAGGCAAGCCAGUAACAAGUUGAACACGGAUAAAAACGUUUCUAACGAUACAAGAAAGUCGCCGCGAGGCACUAAAAGGCCACGAAAUAGAAGUCUCUCGGACGCAUCGAUGGACAGCAACGAGGAAGCGUUCAAAAAGGAUGAUACGUGUAGCGAACCGAAAAUAAUUAAAGUAUCGGAGCCCCUCCCCAAGGUAGUCCGGCCGGAGCCAGAACAACAAGUAGUGAAGCCGACGAAUAUCGCGCCUCCGGUGACUAGCUGUCCGCCUGUCAACCCUAUGCCUAUAAUGAAGCCACCUAAGAAGAUGAUAUCGGAAAUAAGCGCUAAGCUGGCGGGCACCUUCGACACCCCCUCGAACAUCCCCCCGAAAGUCGGCAGGGCCUCACCCACCGUCCCCGAACGAUUGGGACAGUUCAUACCGGAGCGGAUGGAAGUAGAAAAACACAAUCUGACCCGCGACAUCAGAAGCAUGGACCAAUCCAAUCCCGUCGAGCACCUGCCGGCCGCCACGGGCGAGGUCGUCGCCGCCGGAAUAUCCGCUGACGCGACGCUCGGCCGACGGCUGGUCGACAACGUGCCGACUAACAUGACGCCGGUUGGUGCCACCGAAGCGACCGACGCCCGCGUGCAGUCCCCCGCCCUGCCUCAUAGGCCGCCCUCCACACAUCGCGUGACCGACCGAGCCACACCGAUACUCAUACGGGGCGGAGACGGCGAUGCGGGCUCGACGGGGCUGGGCGCGGCGGGUGCUGCGGGCGCAGGCGUGGGGGCGUCGCGCGGGUUCCGCGGCGCGUAUCCCGGGCCCGCGUCCCUGCCGCGCGGCGCUCACCACCCCGCCCACGCCCCGCCGAAACAGAUCCCGCCCAUUGGUGCGAACCUCCCGCCAGCUUCGAGGGUCACUCUCACAAGCGUACCGGCUAUCAGCCCACAAGGACAAAUGCCUAUGUCUACGGACCUAGUCAGGAGUCCCCCGCCCGCACAUCAACAAACGUCUCCCAUAUCUUCGGUAUACCACAAUGGCGACGGGAUGUAUGCUCAUUUUUCACACCAACAUUACCAAAUGUACCAGCAACACUUUCGUGCUACGCAGCACGAAAAUCGGGCAACUCCAACGCACUUUACAAGGACAUUGGAGGCGGAGGGUUCGGAGGCGCCGACGUCGCCGCUGGAGCUACGGCGGCCGCCGUCCGCGCGCGUCCCCCGCCCCGCCCACUCGCCCGCCCCCGCAGACAGACACAACAUCAUGUACGGAGUGCGAUGCGGGCGCUCGCCGCCGCCGGCGCACGGUACGUCACGGCCGCCCGCCGCGCUGCCGCCCGCCGCGCCCGGCCCGCCGCACGCGUCGCAAGUGCCACGCGAAGCCGACUCGCUGCAGAUGCUGCUACGGCGCUACCCGGUGAUGUGGCAGGGACUGCUGGCGCUGAAGAACGACUCGGCGGCGGUGCAGAUGCACUUCGUGGGCGGCAACCCCGGCGUCGCGGCGGACGCGCUCAGCCGCAACUCGGACGGCUCGCCCGCCUCGCUGCUGCGUAUCGCCCAGCGGAUGCGCCUCGAACCCGCCCAGCUCGAUCAGGUGCACAGGAAGAUGAAGCUGGAACUGGAGCACUGCAUCCUGCUGGCGCUGCCGUGCGGCCGCGACCACAUGGACGUGCUGCAGCAGAGCACCAACCUGUCGGCCGGCUUCAUCACAUACCUCCAGCGCAAGAUGGCCGCCGGCAUCGUCAACGUCGCGCCCACACCCGGACAUCAACAGUCAAUGUAUACGGUGCACAUAUUCCCGUCGUGCGACUUCGCCAACGAGAACCUGACGCGCAUCGCGCCCGACCUCAUGCACCGCGUCGCCAACAUCGCGCACCUCCUCAUCGUUAUCGCCACAGCCAUCGCGUGAGCGACGCAGACUACGUCUCAUUGAACCGCGCGUCUCGGACCGCACCGCGCGUCCCGGACCGCACCGCGCGUUCUGGAU
This is a messenger RNA of Aricia agestis (brown argus), 13025 nucleotides long. It is a transcript of the gene spen, whose product is annotated as protein split ends. Bases 282 to 12947 code for a protein of 4221 amino acids. The record is from RefSeq and is a predicted model, not a curated record. Gene Ontology annotation, molecular function: mRNA binding. Gene Ontology annotation, cellular component: nucleus. Gene Ontology annotation, biological process: regulation of transcription by RNA polymerase II; regulation of alternative mRNA splicing, via spliceosome. NCBI's taxonomy places the organism in Eukaryota, Metazoa, Arthropoda, Insecta, Lepidoptera, Lycaenidae. The transcript has 20 exons.